GUGUUUGCGUCAUUCCUUGGCUGGUACGUGAAGAUGAGGGAUCACAUCCCUGUUGUUGGCAUUUAAGGGGUGUCUGAGCGCACACGAAGGACAUGAGAGGACCCACGCACUUAUAACAAGCCCACAUUCAAACGUUUACAGGCUGCUAUAGUGACUGAAGUGACAGGUGCAUUCCCUGCUUUCCCCAAGACUGGGACUCGAUAUUUUAACAGUUAUAAAGUUGAUUUGGGGUUAGAUUACCCACGAAGUUGCUGACUACAGUAGUAAGAUACAUCCAGUAGCGUUAUUCAACAACUGCAACAGAACUACUUGGAGGAGCGUGUAGCCAAUCAGUUUAUUCAAAUAGGCUACAAGACAAAACAAGAAUGCCCAUGUCGGUAUCCGUGCAAUCCUGCUGGACUCUCGCUCUGAGCGCGUGCCUUGUCUUGACGGUGACUGCGGACUGCGGAGCCGACUGCGCAUAUUGUAUACUUGAUCUACAACUUCAACAGACUAACAUAAACUCGCUUACAUGCACCUUAGAGUGCGAAGGUGCUCUCAGCUCCAAGAAAUCCUGGGAGUUGUGUGAGGAUGUCUUGCAAGCUAAAAAUGCUGACAGUCUAAAAGAGGGAGACCAGGCUACUACCACAGAGACUUCCAAGCCAGACAAUAACGAUCCCCAACUAUUAGUAAAGAAGUAUGGCGGCUUCAUGAAGCGCUACGGGGGCUUCAUGAAGAAAACUGCAGAAGUGUACGGCCCUGAAACUGAUGACGUGGACCAUGGCAGGGAGAUCUUGUUCAAACGUUACGGAGGGUUCAUGAAGAAAAGUGGCGAGGCAGAUGACACACUGAGUCUGCUCCGGGAACUGGUUAGGAAUGUAGACGGAGGAGGCGGGAUCAACAAGCGCUAUGGAGGCUUCAUGAGGAACGCAAGACAGAGCUCUGACUUGGAGAAUGGUAUUCAAGAGCUGCAGAAGCGCUACGGUGGCUUCAUGAGGAGGGUGGGCAGGCCAGAGUGGAGGGAGGAGCAAAAGCGCUACGGAGGCUUCCUCAACAAGCGUGCCUGGGUGGAGGAUGAGGAAGAGGAGGAGAAUGAGCGUGUGGAGUCAGAAGAUGUUCCAGAUGUUGUCAGUAAGAGAUAUGGAGGAUUCCUUGGAUACUGACCUUCCAAAAUACGUACAACUGCUCAAUCAUGUUCUGUUUUAAUGUCGUGCCUGCCUUCUUACAGGUAUCCAUAGCUGAUUGGCUGUCGUAAUAUACUGAAGCCAAUAUGGUGAUUUCAGUGGUGUGACACUGUACUAUUCAUUCACCACCUCUAAGAAACAUCCCUUAACACCUGUCUGCCCACAGUGUGCAGUAGGCUAUAUGAACCAACCAGUCUGGUUCUUUUCUCACAUUUGGAAACAAACUUACACACAUACACACACAAACCCACACAUUCCAUCAUUUUAGGAAUCCAGAAAACCGUCUUCUGUUAUGUUGAUUGUUAUUAUUGAAGUGACUGAAAUACGCAAUGUGUCCAAAAGUUAAGUCUUCUGAGACCCCUACUGACCACAGAAACACCCUACAUUCAAAAUAAGAUAUGUUGUUAGACUGAAAAACUGGUUUCACACGUGUUGCUUUUGUCAGUGCUCCACGGCAGCGGCUGUCCAUUUUCUAAAUGCAGCAAUUUAUUUUACUGAAAUCAUUGUAGCCCCCUGCUUUUCUGUACAUAGAAGAAUAACUUGCUUUAAUUGCAAUAAGUGUUUGCCAUGAAUAAAUAUG
Molecule: messenger RNA, 1743 nt
Organism: Esox lucius (northern pike)
Lineage: Eukaryota; Metazoa; Chordata; Actinopteri; Esociformes; Esocidae
Gene: penkb
Product: proenkephalin b
Exons: 3
Coding region: 366-1142 (258 amino acids)
Biological process (GO): chemical synaptic transmission; sensory perception; neuropeptide signaling pathway
Cellular component (GO): dendrite; plasma membrane; neuronal cell body
Molecular function (GO): opioid receptor binding
Source: RefSeq, a predicted model, not a curated record